UAACAUAUUACAGAAAACUAAAUAAUAAAAGCCGUUGCCUAACGUAAAUACUAGAAAGCUGUAAAGCAUGGGUUCAGAGGAACAGCGGCCAUUGCUACGAAUAUCGGAAUUAUCAUCGGAUGCGAUCGAAGAGGUUUUUGAAAGUGGCGACCGCGGCGGAGGAGUAGGGUGGUGGGUGAGGCUUGUUGCGUGGGAAUCGAGGAUUUUGUGGUUGUUAUCAGGGGCAUCCAUAGUUGUCUCUGUUUUUAAUUAUAUGCUCACUUUUGUCACCCUAAUGUUCACUGGUCAUCUUAAUGCAUUGGAAUUGGCUGGUGCUUCUAUUGCUAGUGUUGGAAUUCAAGGUCUUGCUUAUGGGAUUAUGUUGGGCAUGGCGAGUGCGGUACAGACCGUGUGUGGCCAAGCAUACGGUGCCAAGAAAUACGCAGCCAUGGGGAUCAUUUGCCAAAGAGCAAUUGUAUUACACAUAGGAGCCUCAGUUAUCCUAACAUUCCUCUAUUGGUAUUCGGACACCGUCCUUCAAGCAAUAGGUCAAUCGGCAAGUAUAGCAGAGCAAGGCCAAGUUUUCGCCCGUGGUUUAAUCCCUCAACUUUACGCAUUCGCCAUAAGUUGCCCCAUGCAAAGGUUCCUUCAAGCUCAAAACAUAGUGAAUCCUUUGGCUUAUAUCUCCGUUGGGGUAUUUUUGCUCCACAUUCUUCUUACUUGGCUUGCCGUUGAUGUAUUGGGAUAUGGUCUUCUUGGGGCAUCUUUGACAUUAAGUCUUUCAUGGUGGAUUCUUACUAUUCUUAAUGGACUUUACAUUGUUUUAAGUCCUUCCUGUAAAGAGACUUGGACUGGUUUGUCUACUAAAGCUCUUAAAGGGAUUUGGCCUUAUUUCAAGAUUACUGCUGCUUCUGCUGUUAUGCUUUGCUUGGAGAUAUGGUAUAACCAAGGACUGGUGCUUAUAUCUGGUCUUCUUCCUAAUGCAGCAAUUGCACUAGACUCCAUUUCUAUUUGCAUGAACUACUGGAACUGGGAUAUCAACUUUGUUUUAGGCUUUAGUGCAGCAGCCAGUGUGCGAGUGAGUAAUGAGCUAGGGGCAGGGCAUCCCAAGCUGACCAAAUUUUCAGUCAUAGUAGUGAAUGCUACCAGCAUUUUCAUUAGCACAGUUUUCACUGCCAUUGUUAUCAUAUGUCGAUCCCUAUUAAUCAAAGCUUUCUCAACCGACGCUGAAGUUAUACAAGCUGGUUCCAGUUUGAUUCCAUUGCUUGCCAUCUCCAUUUUCUUGAAUGGAAUUCAGCCCAUUCUCUCAGGAGUGGCCAUUGGGAGUGGAUGGCAACAUAUAGUAGCAUAUGUCAACCUCACUACAUAUUACAUUAUUGGUCUUCCAAUUGGAUGUGUUCUUGGAUUCAAAAUAGGCUUAGGAGUAGAAGGUAUAUGGUGGGGGAUGGUAGUUGGGGUUCUUCUACAAACAAUAACUCUAAUCAUUCUCACUGCCAGAACAAACUGGGACUUGGAGGUUGAAAAAGCUGCAGAUCGGUUGAGGAAAUCAGCCAAUGAAGAGACAUUACAUUUGAUUACUGAUUAGAGGUAGAUGGCACUUGAGAUGUAAUCAAAUAAACAUAACAUACAUUUACUUCUCUCUUUUCUUAGUUUUAUUUUUUUAAAUAUAAAUCUGUUUGCCAA
Gossypium raimondii (Peruvian cotton) is the source of this 1662-nucleotide messenger RNA. RefSeq names its product protein DETOXIFICATION 41. Gene Ontology annotation, biological process: xenobiotic detoxification by transmembrane export across the plasma membrane. Gene Ontology annotation, molecular function: xenobiotic transmembrane transporter activity; antiporter activity. Lineage: Eukaryota; Viridiplantae; Streptophyta; Magnoliopsida; Malvales; Malvaceae. The coding region runs from base 68 to 1564 and encodes 498 amino acids. Gene Ontology annotation, cellular component: vacuolar membrane. The transcript is spliced from 8 exons. The record is from RefSeq and is a predicted model, not a curated record.